Pyricularia oryzae 70-15 is the source of this 2899-nucleotide messenger RNA. Its product is annotated as isocitrate lyase. The transcript has 5 exons. The coding region runs from base 1071 to 2714 and encodes 547 amino acids. NCBI's taxonomy places the organism in Eukaryota, Fungi, Ascomycota, Sordariomycetes, Magnaporthales, Pyriculariaceae. Gene Ontology annotation, biological process: carboxylic acid metabolic process. Gene Ontology annotation, molecular function: isocitrate lyase activity. The record is from RefSeq and is a predicted model, not a curated record.
GCACAUGCUUCAGCGGCAACCACCGGCAUGAUAUGACGCAGGUCAAGGCUUUCACAUGCCGUCAAUUGCAUGUCAUGUCCCCUUUUUUUUCUAGUUCUAGCGGCAGUUUUAUACAGUAUUACCUACGGUGGAUAGUGAUCUGUGUUUACCCCUCGCUUCAGCUCAGUUUACCGUUGUGUCGAAUUGAUCACCCUUGUGGCAGCGCGUAUUCCUGGCUGGAGAAAACUCGGCCAUCCGGGGUUCGCUCUAAUUGGCGUUUUUCGAGAUGUUUCAGUGGCCACUGACAGAUCAAAUGCUUCGGCGGUACCUGAAAUGCAUUGCAAACGGACGGUAAAUGCAGGUCUGCUGCAGAAAUCCAGGUCGGUCUUUGUGACUUUGACGCGUCUUCGGCAGCUAGGGACGAUCGUUGGUUCUGUCCCUUGAGCCGAACAAACGAAUUGGAGUUCGCGCCCACACCGCGGCAGCCCGGUACAGCCGACACGCGAGCAGUUGGCUACCCCCAUUUUUUUGGCUUCCCCGAGAAUACCCCAGAUCUUUUGGACCAAGAAGUCCAUCAAGCAGUCAAACACCUAAAGAACGUGCGCCCGACGGCGACGUUAGGUUUCCCCACACGUACAACCUAACCUAAAAGAGCAUGACUGACAACCGGCCGCUACGGUUGCUGACCAGCCGAACGGCUCCGCGACCUCGUGUCAUUAGCUUGAAUUGCAGGCCCAGGCUUGAAGGCUGAUCUGAAAAGGGACAAGGCCAAUGCCGCUGGCCCGAUGUCUUCCGACGAUCUCAGCAGGGUUGCUGCCGGCCGAGACUCUUGGUCAAGGUAUAAGCUCCCUGGUCACGUUCACAAGCUGGCUGAUCAUUGUGCCUAGGUUUGAAGUCUGCUCAAGUCUGACUUUUCCAAACUCCUUCUUCCCAUUGACUUUCCUUCCACCCUUUCGAUCAGGCCAAGACAAAGCUUAGACAGAUUUUUCCCUUUUCAUUGUUCCAGUUCUCCAUUUCCACGCGCAUCAUUGCGAUUCUGUCAAUAGCUCCCUCAGUAGCACGUACAUUGUCGUAAGAACCAUAUUCCCGAGAUGGCUUCUAAAAACAUGGUGAAUCCUGCUGUCGAACCCAGCAUGGAAGACGACCUGUUUGCCAGAGAAGUGGCCGAGGUCAAGCAGUGGUGGAGUGACCCCCGUUGGAGGUACACCAAGCGGCCAUUCACUGCCGAACAAAUUGUAUCCAAGCGAGGCAACUUGAAGAUUGAGUAUCCAAGCAACGCACAAUCUAAGAAGCUGUGGAAGAUUCUCGAGGGCCGGUUCCAGAAGCGCGAUGCCAGUUACACCUAUGGCUGCUUGGAGCCAACAAUGGUGACCCAGAUGGCCAAGUACCUAGACACGGUCUAUGUUUCCGGCUGGCAGUCAUCCUCUACAGCGUCGUCCUCUGAUGAGCCGGGCCCGGAUUUGGCAGACUACCCCUAUACCACCGUUCCGAACAAAGUGUCUCACUUGUUCAUGGCACAACUGUUCCACGACCGGAAACAGCGUCAUGAGCGUCUUUCGGCGCCCAAGUCGGAGCGGUCUAAGCUUCAGAAUAUCGACUACCUGCGACCCAUUAUUGCCGAUGCCGACACUGGCCAUGGAGGUUUGACAGCGGUGAUGAAGCUGACGAAACUCUUCAUCGAGAAGGGAGCAGCUGGUAUCCACAUUGAGGACCAGGCUCCUGGCACAAAGAAGUGUGGACACAUGGCGGGCAAGGUCCUGGUGCCCAUCAGCGAGCACAUCAACCGCUUGGUUGCCAUUCGGGCGCAGGCCGACAUCAUGGGUGUCGACCUUCUCGCAAUUGCGCGUACCGAUGCCGAGGCUGCCACGCUGAUCACGACCAGCAUCGACCCCCGUGACCACGCCUUCAUCCUCGGCUGCACAAACCCGAGCCUGCAGCCGCUUGCCGAUCUCAUGAACACUGCAGAGCAGUCUGGAAAGACUGGCGAUCAACUGCAGGCCAUUGAGGACGAGUGGAUGGCAAAGGCAAACCUGAAGCGCUUCGACGACGCAGUUGUUGACGUGAUCAACUCUUCCUCGUCCAUUCGCAACCCGAAGGAUGUGGCCGCAAAAUACCUGCAGGCCGCCAAGGGCAAGAGCAACAGGGAAGCCAGAGCCAUUGCAAGCAGCUUGGGCGUUCCCGAAAUCUUUUUCGACUGGGACUCGCCCCGCACGCGUGAGGGAUACUUCCGCAUCAAGGGUGGCUGUGAUUGCGCCAUCAACCGUGCCAUUGCCUACGCGCCAUACGCCGAUGCUAUCUGGAUGGAGAGCAAGCUGCCUGACUACGAACAGGCGAAGGAGUUUGCCGAGGGCGUGCACGCUGUGUACCCCGAGCAAAAACUUGCGUACAACCUUUCACCUUCCUUCAACUGGAAGACGGCCAUGCCGAGAGACGAGCAGGAGACGUACAUCAGACGCCUGGCGGGUCUGGGCUACUGCUGGCAGUUCAUCACGCUCGCGGGUCUGCACACGACGGCGCUCAUCAGCGACCGCUUCGCGCGUGCGUACUCCGAGGUCGGCAUGAGGGCGUAUGGCGAGCUUGUGCAGGAGCCCGAGAUGGAGCUUGGCGUCGAUGUCGUCAAGCACCAAAAGUGGAGUGGCGCGACGUAUGUCGACGAGCUGCAGAAGAUGGUGACGGGUGGUGUGAGCAGCACCGCUGCCAUGGGCAAGGGAGUGACAGAAGACCAAUUCCACUGAGGGGUGUUUUUUUUUGUGGUCUGUUAAGAUGUGAGCUGUUUUGAUGUUUUUUGAUGAGAAUGACGGUCGAAUUUCUCGUAGGCAGGAAUUUUUCAAUCGAGGGUAUAUAGUGGAAAUGAAUACGACUUCACCAGCCGUCAAGGAUUGCUUCUUUUGCCCGCUGACUCCGCAAUAGACAUGGCUGC